This is a messenger RNA of Saccharomyces kudriavzevii IFO 1802, 1002 nucleotides long. RefSeq names its product arginase (gene CAR1). Gene Ontology annotation, molecular function: arginase activity; manganese ion binding. The coding region runs from base 1 to 1002 and encodes 333 amino acids. NCBI's taxonomy places the organism in Eukaryota, Fungi, Ascomycota, Saccharomycetes, Saccharomycetales, Saccharomycetaceae. The transcript has a single exon. Gene Ontology annotation, cellular component: cytosol; cytoplasm; nucleus. The record is from RefSeq and is a predicted model, not a curated record.
AUGGAAACUGGUCCUCAUUAUAACUAUUACAAAAAUCGCGAAUUGUCCGUCAUCUUGGCGCCAUUCAGUGGCGGUCAGGGUAAGCUAGGUGUCGAGAAAGGCCCUAAAUACCUGCUAAAACACGGCUUACAAACAAGCAUAGAGGAGUUGGGGUGGUCUACGGAGUUGGUGCCCUCUAUGGACGAGGCGCAAUUUGUGGGUAAGUUGAAAAUGGAGAGGGAGUCCGCCAAUGGCGGCUCCUCCGUCGUGACGAGCAAUGUCAGGGCUAAGAGAGCCGAUUUGGUUGGUGAAGCAACCAAACUGGUCUACAAUUCCGUGUCGAAAGUGGUCCAGGCGAACAGAUUCCCAUUGACCUUGGGUGGUGACCAUUCCAUUGCCAUUGGUACCGUCUCUGCGGUCUUGGAGAAAUAUCCCGAUGCCGGUGUUCUAUGGAUCGAUGCUCACGCUGAUAUAAACACUAUUGAGACUACCGACUCGGGUAAUUUGCACGGCUGUCCCGUCUCGUUCCUAAUGGGCUUGAACAAGGACAUUCCAAACUGUCCCGAGUCCUUAAAGUGGGUUCCCAGUAACUUGAGUCCAAAGAAAAUCGCAUACAUUGGGUUGAGAGACAUUGACCUGGAGGAAAAGAAAAUCUUGAAAGACUUGGGUAUUGCCGCCUUCUCCAUGUACCACGUGGACAAGUUCGGUAUCAACGCUGUCAUCGAAAUGGCCAUGAAAGCGGUACACCCAGAUACAAACGGUGAAGGUCCCAUUAUGUGUUCUUAUGACGUCGAUGCCGUGGACCCAUUGUACAUCCCUGCCACAGGUACCCCAGUGAGAGGCGGGUUGACCCUAAGAGAAGGUCUUUUCUUGGUGGAAAGACUAGCUGAAUCUGGUAACCUAGUUGCCCUAGAUAUCGUUGAAUGUAACCCCGACUUGGCCAUUCACGACAUUCAUGUCUCAAACACCAUCUCUGCAGGUUGCGCCAUUGCAAGAUGUGCAUUGGGCGAGACCUUAUUGUAG